AUGCCAGCUGCAGCGUUAAAUCCCGCUCCGGAGGACAUGGUGGCAGAAGGAGGGGGCGACGCGUCCCAGUGGGAAGCUGCGGGGCCGGGCCGGGAGCGGCUGCCCUCCCUGAAAGUCCCCAGGGAGCUGCUGCGGAGCUUCCCCCACUCCAAACGGGUGGGAUCCUACCUGGUGGGGAAAAUGAUCAACAAGGGGUCGUUUGCCAAAGUGAUGGAGGGGCUGCACAUCGGCACGGGGGAAAAGGUGGCCAUUAAGGUGAUCGACAAGAAGAAAGCACGGCAGGACUCGUACGUGCUGAAGAACAUGAAGAGAGAACCUCGGAUCCAUCAGAUGAUCCGGCAUCCUCACAUCGUGGUCCUGCUGGAGACCCUGGAGACGGAGAACAGCUACUAUAUGGCCAUGGAGCUGUGUGCUGGAGGAGACCUGAUGGACAGGAUCUGUGAACGGAAGCGGCUGGAUGAGAGGGAAGUGCGGCGCUACACCCGUCAGAUCCUCUCUGCAGUGGAACACCUGCACAAACACGGCGUCGUACACAGAGAUUUAAAGAUUGAAAACUUCCUGCUGGACGAACAUAACAACAUAAAGAUUGUUGACUUUGGCCUGAGUAAUUCUCUGAAGACUGAAUCCCUUUCUCUGGAGCUCCUCAACACGCAGUGUGGAAGUCCUGCCUACGCGGCCCCUGAGCUGCUGGCUCACAGGAAGUAUGGACCCAAAGUGGACGUCUGGUCCGUAGGUGUGAGUAUGUUUGCCAUGCUGACCGGGACUCUGCCCUUCACUGUUGAGCCUUUUAACAUCAAGCAGCUGCACCAGAAGAUGGUCAACGGAGAGAUCAGCAGCAUCCCCAGUGACGUCAGCAAAGGUGCGGUGGCAUUUGUGUUGUCUCUCCUGGAGCCAGACCCAGCGAAGAGACCCAGUGUCAGAGCUGCGAUGGAGGAGAGGUGGAUCAACGAGGGAUACGCCAAGAAACCACUACACACACUCACUCAUAAAAACAGGUUGGGUCCAGAGGAUCUUAACUCCUCUGUGCUGGGAUACAUGACGGACACGCUGGGCUACUCCCUCUCUGAAAUCAUACACACACUCACCAUCAACAGACCCUCCGCCAUCAUGGCCUCCUAUCACCUGCUGCUCCACAAGCUCAGCAGGAGCCAGAAGGGAACAAAGGCCAAGAAACUAGAGAAUAAUGACUGGAGUCUUCCAAGCAAGAAUACAUGGAGAGAGAGGCAUGACGCUGACUCAAAGAGUCAGAAUGAAAAGACCAACGAGAAAAGCUCAAAGCCGUCCAGCCGGCCGUUGAAAGCCCAACAGAUGACAGAAUAUCACAUCAACAGGAAGAGGCCUGAGGACUUGCUUAGAAAGGGCCGCCGAGAGGAUGGAGAAAACCGUCCCCCUUCCCCAUCCCUACCCCAGCUUCCUCACUCUGUCUCCCCCUCAAUACCCCCCCGCCUUCCCUCCCCUGGCCCCCUGUGCACAGAGGACGGGGCCACUGAUGAGGAGAUCGCCAUCAGCUUAGACACGAGAGAGAUGCUGUUUCCUGAAGUGUCUGUUUUCGGGGACAGGGAACUUGUCCGUCUUUCUCCUCCUAAAGCCUCUGCAUCGCAACUCUGUGAAUCCGCCCCUUGCCAAGUCCCUUUACCGGCCGAGCCAAUCAGAGACGGCAGCACGUCGAGGCCGAUUCGACACACACACCUGCUCAGGACAACUCAAUCGGACGGGGCGGCAGACCCCGGGUCAGACUGCUUCCACGACAACCGCCACCAGGACGACCACUCCCAUCACCUGAGCAUCAACGAGCGUCUAGAGAAGCUGCAGACAUUUUAUUCCUCAGAGAAGAACGGUAUCUCUCCCAGAAUGCUCCUGGAGGCGGACGCACACCCCACAAAGACAGAAAAAGACCAACAGAGUACCAUGGAGACAACAUCCACGUCCACCUCUGCCCAACUGCCCCGCCUGCGCAACGUGGGGCUGAAAGACGGACGAGGCAGGAAGAUGACGUGGGUAGGGUUGACCCGACCCGGACCCCCAGGACUUCUGGUGAACGGGUCCAAACCUCCCGCCUUCCCCUCACAGAGACAACAUACUUUGGUCAUUAAGAGCCUCAGGCAGGAGAGGGACAAGAGAAAAGAUCUGUCACCAGCAGCAGGAGGUGCAGGAGACAGAGGGACGGCAGGAGGAGGGCUGAAGAGGAACUCAGUUCAGUUACGAUCAUCUCUCCAGCGGCGGGUGGCAGACCUGAACCUGCCACUGCUCCCUGCAGCCCUUCAGGGGAAGACGGAUAGGAAGAACCAGCUAAACAGCAUGGACUACUGAGACAGAUAUGCGAUAGAAAGGCAGUGAUAGUGGCCAGGAAAUGUUGCAGUGAGAAGAGAAGUUAGUACUGAGGUUAGUCACAUGUUUAGAUAAUAGAUUAGAAAUACUGACCUGUGUUGAAAUACUACCAACAUAAAGGUGAAUGAAAGAAAAGAUGGAUAAGGGAUGGAAGUUAUGAAAUACUGAGUAGAGGUAGGGUAGCAGAAACAGGUGUAAAUGGCAGCUUCUUCACUGUUCCAUUCAUGCCUUGCUCACAAACAGGACUCCCAACCAAACAUACCACAUACAGUAUGAGUUUUUUAUAUGCUGCAGUGCCAAAACAUUUACCUUUAAGCUCUUUAAUUGUAAUGUUACCUUUGUUUAAAAGGCUUAGGUAGAGCCAUUUGGUCUAAACCAGGGGUGUCAAACUACAUUUCA
This is a messenger RNA of Notothenia coriiceps (black rockcod), 2727 nucleotides long. Its product is annotated as hormonally up-regulated neu tumor-associated kinase homolog. The coding region runs from base 1 to 2310 and encodes 769 amino acids. The transcript has 11 exons. Lineage: Eukaryota; Metazoa; Chordata; Actinopteri; Perciformes; Nototheniidae. The record is from RefSeq and is a predicted model, not a curated record. Gene Ontology annotation, biological process: intracellular signal transduction; protein phosphorylation. Gene Ontology annotation, cellular component: cytoplasm. Gene Ontology annotation, molecular function: ATP binding; protein serine/threonine kinase activity.